UGAGUCGCUCAGAGACAGAUGGGACUGUGUUCAGAAUUCUCACAAAAGCCGAAGGAUUUAUGGAUGCGGAUAUACCCUUACAAUUGGUGUUCCAUUUACCGGUCAAUUACCCAUCGUGUCUACCUGGUGUCGUGGUUAACUCCGAACACCUGACCAGGGCCCAGUGCCUGACUGUGAAAGAGAAGUUACUCGAGCAAGCAGAGAGCCUUUUGUCGGAACCUAUGAUUCAUGAGCUAGUUCUCUGGAUUCAACAAAAUCUCAGGCACGUCCUUAAGCAACCCGAAACUGGAAGUGGCAGCGAAAAGUGUACUUCCACAGUCAGCACGACUGCGGAUGAUGGAUUGUGGAUAACUCUUUUGCAUUUAGAUCACAUGAGAGCAAAGACUAAAUAUGUCAAGACUGUGGAGAAGUGGGCUUCCGAUUUAAGGCUGACAGGAAGACUGAUGUUCAUGGGUAAACUAAUACUGAUUUUACUGCAAGGAGACAGAAACAACAUCAAGGAGUACCUGAUUCUUCAGAAAACCUCCAAAGUAGAUGUGGACUCAAGUGGAAAGAAAUGCAAAGAGAAAAUGAUUAGUGUACUGUUUGAAACAAAAGUACAGACAGAACACAAAAGGUUUCUGGCAUUUGAAGUCAAAGAGUAUUCAUCGUUGGAUGAGUUACAAAAGGAAUUUGAAACUGCAGGACUUAAGAAGCUUUUCUCCGAAUUUGUACUUGGGCUGGUAAAAUGAAAUGGGAGACAGGAGUCUUUCAGUGAAGCAGUGGUGGGGUUUUUGUUGUUGAUUCUGCAUUGGAUUUGAGGAGCAGCUAAUUGAAAUACUCAUAAGGGAACAAUUUUAGAGUUUCUCUGAAGCAAAAUGACAGACACCAUCACAACUUUAGGAACAAAAGCCAAUUCUGUUUAUGGAAUAUUAAACAGUAAAAAUAACUGUGUAUUCUAAUUUUUGCCAGUAAAGGCUUGGUUUAAUAGAUAGGAUGUUAUUUGAAAGAUAAAUAUAAAAAGAUGAUGGUAAAUGUGCCCUUGUGUUUAUACAGAAUAUUUGUUUGGAACUGCGCUAUUUUCUGGCCAAUUUUCUCGUAAUUAAGUGAAUUUUUAAAAAGAGAUUUAUUUUCAUGUUUACAUGUUUAGCAUUUGAUCACAAUUUUCCCCCAUUCAGCUUAUUAUGUCUAAUGUUUUAAGUUGAAUGUUAAGAAAAAUAUAACACUGAUUUUCUUUGUGGAAUUGCAUAAAUGCUUAGUUUAAAUACAAACUAAAGAAGUUCUAUAGAA
Molecule: messenger RNA, 1269 nt
Organism: Vicugna pacos (alpaca)
Lineage: Eukaryota; Metazoa; Chordata; Mammalia; Artiodactyla; Camelidae
Source: RefSeq, a predicted model, not a curated record